UCCCAGCUUCUCUGUACAGGUUCAGUGACUUCCCGAGGCUGUGUUUUAUUUUAGAAUUGUUAGUGUCAAAUUAAAUGGUGAUUUCAGAGUUUCCAGGUUUGGGAAAAACACACUAUCUUUAGCAGGAACAAGGGAUGUAAAAUGCCAAAAGGAGACCUUGUCUAGGCUGAUGAGACUUUAAGCACCUGCAAAAAAACUGAAGACAAAGGAUACCCAAUAUACAGGAGUGAGCCUGCAGGGUGACUCAUGUUGAAACUGCAACAGGAUCUGUUCAGCUGAUAAGAUCUCAGUGACUAACUAUAAAGAGACCAGUUCCUCGAGCAAGGUUCAGGUUAAGGAUAGUGCAGUCACCUAUCUCCAGUUUACCUGUGUUUGUAGCAUGAGAGGUUUACUCCAAUUUUCAAGGAAUUACCAUGAAUCCAAUGUCACUGUGGGAAAGAAUGGUAUGUUAUGUGGAAAUGAAAGUUGGAUAUCUUCUAUGAUGGAAGAAUGUGUGCAGAAUCUUUGGGAACUCUGGAGUGCAGUUCUUGGACUUGCCUCGAUUUGCUGUUUUCUUUUUGCUUCUUUACCGCAAAUGUAUGUGGCUUACAAGAAUGAGAAGGUGGAUCACGCACUGUCAGUGGGAUUUCUGCUUUGUUGGGUCUGUGGUGACAUUACCAAUUUUAUUGGCUGCUAUUUGACCAAUCAGCUGCUUAUCCAGACUGUUACAGCUAAUUUUUAUGUUACCCUUGACAAUAUGAUGAUCUCACAAUUUGUCUAUUAUAAGCUGAAGAAUAGGAAAAGCAGAAGCAAGCAAUAUUUUAUUCGGUCGAUUUCCCUGUUGAAGUGGUUCUGUGUUUGCUGGGUUCUGUUAUGUGCGAUUGCAAUGGUGACUAUAUUACAUUUAUUGAGAAUAUCUCACCAUAAUAGGAGUCAUCCAGGACAAAGGGGUACUUUUGACAUUGUUGAAUUCAUGGGUUACAUCAGUGGCUACAUGUCCUGCAUAUUUUAUCUUGGCUCUCGUUUUCCACAGCUGUACAAAAAUUUCCAAAGGAAAUCCACAGAAGGUACAUCCUAUUUGCUGUUUGCACUGGCAAUGUUGGGUAAUACAACUUACGGACUGAGUGUGGCAGUGAAAGUACCCGAAAACAAAGUAUCAGCCAAAAAAUACAUCCUCCAUCAUCUGGCCUGGCUAUUAGGUAGCUUUGGAGUACUGUUGGUGGAUUUCUUUAUUACUGCACAGUUUAUUAGAUAUCGUAAACGAAGCAACUUCUCUCUCCAUUCAAUUCCAGAGGUGGCACCACUCCUUGAUGAAGGUGAAGAACAGCUGAACAACUUUUUCCAAUUGCGCCAGUUUAAAUAAAAUAAUUUCUGAAUGAUUACUUGUGAAAUUGUUCUAGAACUUGCCUCUAUUACUUUAGACUUUAAUUGAAAGAUAAUUUGUUUUAAUAUUUAAUUAUCCUACAUUCGUAAUCCAAAUCAGUAUUAUUAAAAACAUUAGAUCUCAUUGAUUUCAUUGGUUCAGCAUGUACCUUGUGAUGAAGUCAAGUCUCAAUCUAAUGAUCUAAUUGCCUGGACUUUAUUGCUUUCCUGACAAGAUCCCUAUUGGUCAGUUCCAAGCGAAAGGUCACAUGUUUUUCUUCUCUUGACCAUAUUGUUCACUUUCCACCAUCCCCACACCACCCACCCAUUAGCACCCCUCUACCCCUGUCCCAUUCCCUCACCAAAAGUGAAGAGAAAAUUGCUCAAUAUCCCUUCCAAUGUCCUGCCUGUCAUUUUCAACAGAGCAGCUUGCAUCAGUGUCUGUCUUGCAGGCAUUUCGCUUUUCAAUACCUGCCACCUGUAUAAAUUCUUAUUAAAUACCUUUCCCUUCUUGCUGAUCUAAAACACUAUUUGAUGCAGAAAAAACACUCCUGAUAUUCAGAGACAUACUGAUAAAGUUAGAGCAUUCAUCAAUUUCACAGGUUACUGUUUAAAAUAGUUAUCUGCAUUUCUGCAAAGAUGGGUAUAGGGAGGCUUCAACUUUGAGAAAUAAAUGCUUACUGUUUAUCACUAAGUAAUGUCAAGGGACAUCCUGGGGUGUCCACAGGCUAUAGCAUGGAAAUAGUACCAUGAUAGCUCUAAUUUGUCUUCUAAAUAAUUUGUGACUUCACAUUUGUCAUUAUUAUUUAGGAAUUUGUUUAUUUUAAAUGUGUAUUCAUAUGGUCAAGUACUACCCUUGUUUAUAGAUUAUAAAACUAUACAAGCAUGCAUUUUUCAUAAAUCAUAUUGCAACAAUUAAACCUCCGUAUGUACAGGAUGUUUACAUGUGCUCCAGCUGACUGACAGAUUUAAAGUUGUAUUUCUAGAUUCUUAUUAGGUUUCAUAUAAAUGUUCUCUGCAGUUUG
Messenger RNA from Chiloscyllium plagiosum (whitespotted bambooshark), 2366 nucleotides. Its product is annotated as lysosomal amino acid transporter 1 homolog. Gene Ontology annotation, molecular function: L-lysine transmembrane transporter activity. Lineage: Eukaryota; Metazoa; Chordata; Chondrichthyes; Orectolobiformes; Hemiscylliidae. Gene Ontology annotation, cellular component: lysosomal membrane. The record is from RefSeq and is a predicted model, not a curated record.